AUGCCUGUCCUACCGCAAGUCUUUCCGCGCGCUGCAAUUGCAGUGUCAGAUGUACAACAACUGGCACGCAGCGCCGCAGACGCGCUUCGCGAUUCCACGACAGCGCUGCUUGGCCGAGCUGUCCCUCGCCCUUCCUCACCAUCAUCAUCCUCCUCUCCUACUCUCCUGGCUCGACAAUCACAGCCUGGCUACAUUUUGGUCAUCCCCACACAAUACCAAGGCCUGAACUCUGGUCCGGCCCCAGGAGCUGUCGUCGGUAUCAUACUCGGGAGCAUCCUUGGUUUCCUCCUAAUCAUGUGGUUGCUCUGGAUCCUCAGCAACGGCGGUGAUUGCGUGACUGGCGGCGCCUAUGUCGGUGAGGAAGUCGAAGUCGUCAGCCGGCGUCGCAGUAUCACCCCUCCACCUCCCAAGAGUAAGAGCCACCGCAGUCGGGCCGCGACCGAGAAGACUUCCGGCAGGAGUCCGCGUCGCGAUCGGGUCAUCCGCACUGAGCGCAUUGUCAGAGAAAGAGAUGAAUACCCACCGUCUCUUGGAUCACCGCCACCACGAGAUCGGAGUCGCGUGCGCGAGACAAUCAUUGUCGAGCCUCCGUCGAUCCGCAGGGUCCCUGGCGAUGACAUCGUCGAGGUCUUCGAAGUGCAUUCUGAGAUUUCACUACCGCCGCCCCGGCGCGCGCCGAGUGGACGUGGAAGCGUUUACAGGUCAGUGCAUCAGGACAGCGAAUAUUAUGAUUGA
Messenger RNA from Dissoconium aciculare CBS 342.82, 735 nucleotides. RefSeq lists its product as uncharacterized. The record is from RefSeq and is a predicted model, not a curated record. The transcript has a single exon. The coding region runs from base 1 to 735 and encodes 244 amino acids. NCBI's taxonomy places the organism in Eukaryota, Fungi, Ascomycota, Dothideomycetes, Mycosphaerellales, Dissoconiaceae.